Molecule: messenger RNA, 1664 nt
Organism: Sitophilus oryzae (rice weevil)
Lineage: Eukaryota; Metazoa; Arthropoda; Insecta; Coleoptera; Curculionidae
Exons: 5
Coding region: 215-1291 (358 amino acids)
Source: RefSeq, a predicted model, not a curated record
AAUUUUGACGUAAUCUGACAUGUCUAAAAAAAUAUUAAAAUUACAAAGGUUAUCUUUGUUUACUAAAAUGUGGCAGAUGCUGUUUUUUUAUUAUUUUUAAUUCCAUCUAGAUAUUUAACGAUACGAUCGAAAAAUCAGGUGGUAAUUAGAUGUUUGCAAUGAAAUUCCUGUCUUAAUUAUAGUUCGUACAAAUUCGCUUGACAUUCUCUUAAUAAUGGAACAUCUUGCCCAAGAUCUGACUGUUGCUUUACAAGAAUCGGAAUCUUGCGGUCCCAUUGUAACUCAGCCCUCGGGAAAAUGGGGAAUGAGAAGGAGAACCAGAUCAGCAGGGAAUCUACAUCAUUUGUUUGUUAAUAAAUCAGCUGACAACAAUUCAGAGGAGAGUUCAAGCAGCCCUUCCGAACUCAAGUUCGACAAACAUCGAACAAAGCUUGCAAGUUUUCACCAAUCUGAUUCGGACGAUCUUAGUCUUAGUGUGGCUGUUGCUAAAAUAUUGAGUCAGAAGAAUUCACUAAGAAUGAAGCAUUCCAUCCAUGGACUUUUUAGAGGGGUCAGUCAUAGUUUGGAAUCAGAUUCAGUGAAUGAGUACUCGCCAGCAAGCAGACCAAGCUUGAGAAGAAAAAGGAAACUAAAACGAAUGAGCAUUGAUGAAACUCCAAUUCCACCAACCGGCAAAAGAAAGAGAUCCCAAAGGAUGGAAAUGAUGGAUAAUGCCAGAUCGUUGAAACACACAAUUAAGAUUAAGCCACUACAUCAAAAUGUAGUUGACAAAAUUGAAAAGUUCUGUCAAUCUCCGCCAAUUUUAGAUGAAGAAACAAGGAUGGAAACUCAAGACGAAAACUGGGAAGUUGCUAGUGAAAGCAGUAUCAGUUGGAGCGGAGGUGAAGGACACGAAGGUGAUGAUGAAUUAACAGACUGGGCCCCUUCAAUAGAUAAUUCCUCCACAAUGGAUCAGACCUCUUGGAGUGAAGAUCCUCGAGAAAUUAGAGCAGGUUGUCGAAGAUUAAGAGAUGAACGACCAGGUUUUAGUAUCUCAACCGGGGCUAAUGAACGUGUUGCCAAAUUCCUUCAGGAUUCUACUAAAUUUGAACUUAAAAUCUUUGGGGCGGAGCACGAGAAACUCGGACAAUUGGCAGCAUUGUAUUCGUUAGAUUUAUGGUAUGAAUCACCCACAACUACGCUGUUGCGUAAAACGACAAAAACUCCGUAUAUGCAACCGCCACAACGGCAUCAUUCAGGUCAUAGCGCCAUUCACAAAAAAAUUCGAACGCAUAAAAAUUCAAUUUCUUAAUGAUAUUAUUUUUAUUUGUAUACAUAUGUUAUACCGUAUUUUGAAAGAGAUUCUGGUAAUACAGCAAUAUCAAUGUUAUAAUAAUAAUUGUAAGAUACAGAAUUUGUCUUAAUAAAAAAAUAUUAUUCUAAAGCCCCGACUACAUACAACGUUUUAUCUGUCAGGUAAGACAGAGUGAAAACUAGCGUAUAGGUACAAUGGAAGUUUUAUUUGCGGUUUAAGGCUGGCCGCACAGUGAAAGCGUCAAAUCAGUUAGAGGUGGGCUAGUCCAAGGAUACUAUAGAGAUAAGGAUAGUUCGAUUGCUAUCUUCCUGCACUGUCAGUUUUUUUACGUCAUCUACUGACCGAGUUGAAGUUGGCGCUAAAGAUUUUA